This is a messenger RNA of Talaromyces rugulosus, 369 nucleotides long. RefSeq lists its product as uncharacterized. The record is from RefSeq and is a predicted model, not a curated record. The coding region runs from base 1 to 369 and encodes 122 amino acids. The transcript has 2 exons. NCBI's taxonomy places the organism in Eukaryota, Fungi, Ascomycota, Eurotiomycetes, Eurotiales, Trichocomaceae.
AUGGAGAAACUGGAAAAGCCACAUAUGCCCGGAGCCCUUCCAGCAACGCCCGAACCCAUCUCCCCGGCCACAAUGACCAACACCACGCUAUGCCACUCUGUCAACAGCGACGUCUCGCUCGUCAAAGACCCCGAAUUCUGGCGUCGGUUCUCCAUGGCCGUACAUCGAGACGAAGAGCUAGCAAAAACCGAGACCGAGGAGACGCAAACACAAGAUUCAUGGCUCGUACGGCAACGCAAGAAAACUCGUCGCUCCAAGAUCUGUGGGUUUCUAAUUGCCCUUGUCAUUGUGCUGGUUGCAGCUGGCGCCGCAGUGGCUAUUUGGUAUCUAAGCAAGAAUGGCUAUUUCAGAAAGGGCCAAAGGCCGUGA